CUGGAUAUCUGCUGAAUGACUCUGUUCAUUCCCGCCUCAUGUGACUGGAGUUCUAAUGGCAACGCUGGGAAGAGUUGGAGAGUUGUGCUGGUAUUCAUUCAAUACAAUCCAACAAGUUGCUCAGGUUGUGUUGUGAAUGAUCUCAGUUUGUAUAACGAUCUGUCAUCCUUGGAACUUGAGUUAUUCUGCAAACGGCAGCUGACAGAUAACAAAAUGAAGGUCGCUGCUCUCCUUAUCCUUGGUUGUCUGGUUUGGGAAGGACUGGCAAAGCCUAAGUUUCCAGAACAAGAGAAGGACCCUAAUUUCUGGAAGGGCUUGGCUCAAAGCUCACUAAAAAAUGCUUUGACCCUCCAAGAGCUCAACAAGAACAUUGCCAAGAACGUCAUCCUUUUUCUUGGUGAUGGUAUGGGUAUAUCUACGGUCACAGCAGCACGGAUUCUAAAGGGUCAAAUGAGUGGAAAGAGCGGUGAGGAAACACAACUGGAGAUGGACAAAUUCCCCCAUGUUGCCCUCUCUAAGACAUAUAACACCAAUGCUCAGGUACCAGACAGUGCAGGCACUGCCACGGCAUAUCUGUGUGGGGUCAAAGCCAACGAGGGUACAGUUGGAGUGAGCGCAGCAGCUGUGAGAUCCCAGUGCAACACCACUCAGGGGAACGAGGUCACCUCCAUUCUUAAAUGGGCCAAAGACGCAGGCAAAUCAGUGGGCAUUGUCACAACAACACGAGUAAACCAUGCCACUCCGAGUGCCGCAUAUGCCCACUGUGUAGAUCGGGACUGGUAUUCAGACGGGGAAAUGCCACCUGAAGCACUGCAGAGUGGAUGCAAAGACAUUGCCAGACAACUCUUUGAAAAUAUCCCUGACAUUAAUGUGAUUAUGGGGGGUGGGCGGAAAUAUAUGUACCCCAAAAACACACCAGAUGUGGAAUACCCAGGAGACAAGAAACACAACGGUACACGCAAAGAUGGCAGGAACCUUGUGGGGGAGUGGAUUGACAGAGUGAAGGAUAAGAGAGGUUACUAUGUUUGGAACAAGAGGGAUCUCCUUUCCCUGAAUCCAAAUAAUGUGGAUUAUCUGUUGGGUCUGUUUGAGCCGGCAGAUUUGGCCUAUGAGCUUGAGAGAAACGAAGACGCUGACCCUUCCCUCACUGAGAUGGUAGAAGUGGCCAUUAAGAUCCUCAGAAAAAAUGAACGCGGGUUCUACUUGUUGGUCGAAGGUGGGCGCAUUGACCACGGACACCAUGAAGGCAAAGCGAAGCAGGCCUUACAUGAGGCAGUGGAAAUGGAUUUGGCCAUUACUCGAGCUGGUCUCCUCACCAGUGUUCAUGACACACUAACCGUCGUCACGGCUGAUCACUCUCAUGUCUUCAGCUUUGGAGGCUACACACCACGAGGAAACUCAAUCUUUGGUUUGGCCCCCAUGAUGAGUGAUAUUGACCAGAAGCCCUUCACAUCCAUUUUGUAUGGAAAUGGCCCAGGGUUCAAGUUUGUUAACGGAUCUAGAGAAAAUGUCUCAACUGUGGACUACGAGCACAACAACUAUCAGGCUCAGUCUGCCGUUCCCUUGAGCAUGGAGACUCAUGGCGGUGAAGACGUGGCCAUCUUCUCCAAAGGCCCCAUGGCUCAUCUUCUUCAUGGAGUCCAGGAGCAGCAUUACAUUCCUCAUGUCAUGGCCUACGCCGCUUGCAUCGGCCAAAACAAAGACCACUGCCGUACAACCUCCGGCUCCUCUUCUCUCAGCCACAUCUCCCCUACGCUGGCCAUCCUUCUUUCAGUUACAUGGUUUCUGUGCUGACCUCUCUCUUGUAUCCUACCGUGAUUAGAUCAGGAACUGAGUUUAUGAUUUUUUUGUAAUAUGUGAUUAGUUUUUAAAGCAUUUAUCAACUUCAGGACCAAUGUGUGGGCAUUUUAGAUAGGCUGAAGAUGUGAAGAGAUUCUGUUGCAAUGAUGGAAACAAAAUGUAAAAUGUCUUUUUUUUUUUUUUUUACUUGCCAUUUAAGCGACAUCACACAAGUACGGUGUUGUGAAUACCAGAACUGCUGUGAUUCAGUACAGCAAUGCAAAUGUGAGCGUGAUAUUGCUGUUCUCUAAAGAACAUAAUAAUGAAUAAUUGUGAUAAAAUCUGGCCAGCAAAAAUACUUAAGAAGGACGCCAAAAGAAAAAUAUCACGCUUUCUGUAUCGCAAGGCAACAGGCAGAUUGACAGUCUGUCUGGAACAGAUAAUGCAAAAUAGAGGAUCGGAACUAACUAUUGUUUAGCAAGCUCACAUUACACAGUUUUAGCUCUGAAAAGUCACAUGAGAUCAGUAAGAUUUUUUUUUUUUUCUUUUUGGAAAGAAUUCAAUGUACUCAACAAGGAUGCAUUAAAUUGAUUAAUUUUUAAAAACAUUUGUUACACAAAAGAUUUCUAGUUAAAUAAAUGCUUUUGAACUUUCUAUUCAUCAAGAAAUCCUAAAAAUCCUAUCAUAGUUUCCACAAAAAAAAUAAGCAGCACAUUAAUAGUAAACAUUAAUAGUAAAAAGAGAUGUUUCUCGAGAACUAAAUCAGCAUAUUAGAAUGAUUUCUGAAGGAUCCUGUGACACUUAAUAAUAAAGUAUAUUAAAAUAGAAAACUGUCUUUAAAUUGUAAUAAUAUUUCACAAAAAUAUUUUUUUUUACAGAGCACCUAAAGGGACAUUGUGGUGGAAAAACUUUGGGAUGGGAGAAAAAAAUAUAUUUCAAUGCUUUUGCAUUGCUCGCAAAAGUUUUGUGUUCCCUCUAGAAACUUUGCGUUCGCUCGCAAAAAAAAAGGUUUUGCAACCCGAACACAAAGUUUCAUGGGUGAACACAAACAUUUUUGCGAGCAAACACAAACUUUCUUGGGUGAACGCAAUAGUUUUGCGAGAGAAUGCAAAAACAUUAACAUAUCAUUUUUCCUCCCAUCUCAUAUUUUUUCCAUCACUUUGUCCCUUUAGGGGCUCCAUAGUUUUUACUGUAUUUUUUACUGUAUCAAAUAAAUGCAGCCUUGUUGACCAUAAGAGAGACAUACUGUCCCAGGUGAAAAAAAAAAAAAAGUACAUUUCUAUAAUGUAUCUAAAGUGCUCUAUUUUUGCGCACUAAUUUUGUACUUAAUAUACUAAAAAUUGUUCUUUAGUACUUCUUAAGGUAAUCUUAAGAACAUCUAAGUGUACUCAACUGUGCUAUUUUGAGACACCAUGAAAUAUAAACUAAAAUGUGCUUUUAAUAUACUACCUCUGUAUUUAAAAAAAAUGUAUUUGGAUACUACUUAUAGUACAUUUGAACCCUGGUUUCACAGACAAGGCUUAAGCUAGUCCUAGACUAAAAUGCAUGUUUGAGCGGUUUUAAACUGAAAGAAACUUGUACUGACAUAUCUUAAAAUACGUCCCUGCCAUUGUUUUUUUUCUCAAGAUGCACACAAGUAAUAUUUUUUUCUAGUGUACGUUUAUAAAAGCUACUGUCUGUGAAACCGGGCCAUAGUGUACUACAAGUGGUAACUAAAUAUAGUUUUUAAAUACAGAGAUCGUAUAUUAAAAGCACAUUUUAGUUCAUAUUUCAUGGUGUCUCAAAAUAGCACAGUUGAGUACACUUAGAUGUUCUUAAGAUUAUCUUAAGAAGUACUAAAGAAGAAUUUUUAGUAUAUUAAGUACAAAAUUAGUGCGCAAAAAUAGAGCACUUUAAGUACAUUAUAGAAGUGUACUUUUUUUCCACUGGGUGAGCCCAAACUUUUGAACAGUAGUGUGUGUCAGCAGAUGUUUUAAUGAUGAUAAGAUGUACAGAAUAAUUACAACACCGUUCUUUUCAGAAGAUGUGGACAGUGAGUUUGAGAGCUGUGCAGUGUGAGCUUGGUCAGCAAAGCGAUUAAAUUAAAUGAGUAGAACUAUAACAAGAAUAUUCAUUAAAUAAAGAUGUUGUAACAUAUCAUAUGGCCUAUGGCAAAAUGACUCUACUUAUAAGGAUUCUUUCACUCAGCAUUUUUCUAUUUUUUUUUUUUCCUACAUUUGAAAUCAAAUACAAUCUACCUCACUGGCAUGUGAUGCCCACCUGCAUUACAUUCCCCUGUGAAGACCAGUUCAAAACUCCAAUGAAAGUCACUCGUUUUGAGCAACUAUCACUAUUUUAAUUGUUACUUUUACAAAGGACUAUUCUCCUUUACUAGUCAAGUCAUGUUUUUUACUUUUUUUUUUUUUUUUAAGAGGAAUCCCUCAUAUGCAAAACAAUAAUGUACAUUAAAAUGACUGGAAAUGCUACUAAUUACUGUACAUCUUCAACAGUGUAAUUAGAUUACUGUACUAAUUACUCUCUCUAAAAAGUAUCGGAUUACUUAUUACUAAUUAAAUCUUAUUUCAACUUUAACCAGUUGAACAAUCCAAGGAUAGACAUGAAACUACAGUUUUAAUUCUUUCAAAUAAGCAUAUACAACUGCAUAAUUUAUUCUUGAACUGACCAAAGUGUGUAAAGGGAGAAGGUGACAUUAAAAACAUUAGAUGUUGAAUUUUGAUGUUAAAUCCACUAUUGUUUUAUAUAGAAUUGUUGUAUAGUCUAUACAGUAAUGCAAUUUCAUCAGAAGUAACUGUAAUUAAAUAAAGAGUAAUCCCUUACUUUACUUUUUCAAGGGAAAAGUAAUUAGAUUACUUAGUAAUCAACACUGAUCAUUAUGUUGAUUGAUCUGAAACAGAACUGUAUCUGUAAACUGUUUGAUCAUCAGACCAAUUGUGGUGUAUGUUUUUGAAGUACUGUUUAUCUUUUAUGUUUUCACAUUUUAUUGAGUGCAGAAUCUGAUUGGUGGUGCAAUUGUUUGUUUAUUUGUUUGUUUAUAGUCUCUCUAUGAAUGUAGGAAGUACAUAAAUAAUGACAAACAUAAAGUAAAUGACAGAGAGGUUAUUUUCCUUGGCUAUUCACUUGAACCCAAAUUCAAAUAUGCUGUCAGAGCAGACAUUGCAAAAGUCACUAAAAUAUACGAAGUUCUGGAAAUGCAAGAAAGAUUUCACAAUAAAGGAAAAAUGUGUGGGGAGAAA
Messenger RNA from Ctenopharyngodon idella (grass carp), 5012 nucleotides. RefSeq names its product alkaline phosphatase, biomineralization associated (gene alpl). Gene Ontology annotation, molecular function: alkaline phosphatase activity. The record is from RefSeq and is a predicted model, not a curated record. The transcript has 12 exons. Bases 16 to 1794 code for a protein of 592 amino acids. Lineage: Eukaryota; Metazoa; Chordata; Actinopteri; Cypriniformes; Xenocyprididae. Gene Ontology annotation, cellular component: plasma membrane. Gene Ontology annotation, biological process: dephosphorylation.